AUGAAUUACAGGCGGGAUUGUGGUGGACAGAUUCGUUUUGAAAAGGUCCUUGCCUAUUUUCUAGAUGGUAUUCCGCGACCAUUUAUCACUGUUGCCACGGAUGCAGGGUUUGGUGAGACUUUUGGCUUCGGUUCCUUUGGCAUAGCACCCGACUACACGGGACGAACCGAAGUUCUUCACUUCCCUGAGUUCAAGGAGAGCGAUCUUUUCGACGCGAUUUGCUCAUGGAAGAAGGCAUCAUCAUCUCCUAGCUCGAGAAUAGGUUGUCAUUACUCACCAUAUGUGGGAACAUUUUGUUAUGAUGGAAAGAGGCAGUACAUUCAAGUGUCACAGUUACAAUCGCAGAGACGUUCGGUUCGAGUUCCUGUUGGGAUUAGCGAGGAGGCUUUGUGCACCUCCGGUAAAAGUGGCCGUGAUUUUAGGACAUCAUUGCUCAUUGAUUUAUAUGAGAAUGUAGCCAAAGGAUGUAUAACUCAUGAAACGGGUUGUUUGAGACGAAUAGUCAUAUUAGCAACUCAAGGAACAACUGCUGACCAUCGGGAUGUUGUUGAGAGGACAAUGAAAGAGAUUGAACAGGUGUAUAUUAGGGUUUGUGUCGAAGCUAUUUAUGAUUAUAUGAAUCUCAAUUCCCUUUUCCGCAGGAUAAUGGCACCCUUGCGCCUCGUUUGUCGCAAUGAAGAUAUCAAAAGAUUCGAAGAAGACAAUGGACGGGAUGACGGCUCUGACCACGGGGGAUUUUUAGCAUUUAACGAGUCCCUUUAUUGUCUAAAACACUCGCUUAUAUGGUCUGAGGGGAAAAAUGAUUUUUUUGUGAGGUUACACCACUUGUGGUCGGAUCGUUUUGAGAGGCUUGCUGUUUUCAACACAACUACCUUCAACUGGCGAACAGACGCGGAUGAUUUCCUUUCUCAGCUGGGAUGUUCUAUGAGGGCGGCGUUCACCAGAAUAAGGAUUGAGUUCUAUACGGAGGUGGAACAACUUUUAUUUACCACGAUCCCCGAGGCAGGUACGCUUUUGUCGAUGGAUUUGAAUGAUUUAAAAGAGAGUGAACUGUGGCGUGUAUUUUUGAUGGUACGUAUAUUUUUAACCAACCGUAUCAGGAUUCUUAUAUCCGAUGCAAUUGAUGAUUUAGUAUCAUUCUUCGCUACUGGUGGGGAUCGUAUAGUGACACCGUUGAAGGCACGGAAAAUGUCCCUUAUUGAGGUGUAUUUUGUCGUUGGUGGUUGUGGUUUACCAAGUUCUCCAUCGUUCGCUCAACUUCAUUUUGGUAUCGCUGAUCUGCUGGACGAAUUACUCGACAGCGCAAACAACCUUCCUACUCCGGAAACUGUUAUUAUGCGAACGAUUCAGUUUGAGAGACACUCCCUAAAUUUGUUUGACGACGACAGCUUUCCAGGAAAAGCAACCCUAAUAAGGUACCUAGGAGCAGCAUGUACCGUAGUUGAGGACUUAACGGAGAAGUACUCGAUGUUUGCUCGUAUGCCGACACUAAACGGAGUGUGCUUCACCAAAUGCUCGGAGGAAGAAGUUGUAAGCAAUGUGAAUUUGCUUCGCGAUACCAUAUUAGAAGUGGGGAAAAUAUCACCUGAUGUGGUGUUUUGCGGCUGCAUUGCUAUUAACUGCACUGAUGUGAAGAAAUGGUACGUAAAACAAUGGUCUUCUUACUUGAAAAGCUUUUUGAACAUGGUUCAGAAAGACAUUUUGUCUUUCAUACGCUCAUCAUUGGAGAAAUGCCGUAGUUACAACGAUCAGUUAUCGGUAAUUCCAAACAGUGUUGAGGAGCUGGAGAAAUUGCAAUCUGAUAUUACAUAUGCAGAACAUUUAUCAAAGCAGAUAGAGGCAGGCGAUUGCAGAAGGGCUAUCGAGUUCUUUAGUUACUUAGAAAAGCUUCUCAUACCAGCAGAUUCUCAACUGUAUGAAGUAGCAGCAGAGCUCAUGCGAUGUCCCAACGAGCUUCUCGUGUUAACAAAUAAUGCGAAGAAGGCUUGCGCUGAGAGGAAGCCUGCUUUGGUUGUUCAGUUAGUUGAGUACCGCAAUGACUUGCAUGGUAAAAUAACUGUGGUCCGUAAUGGUGUGAUUGAGUUAUUGGGACUUCUCAGUGUUGAUGUUUGUGACAUAUGUGCGCAAACAUGUGAGGAGCUGCGAGUUAUUGUUGACGACGUCGUCAAGGGAAUUGACCACGUCUUUUAUUGCGAAAAGUCACUUGGUCUCGAAACUGUCGAGACAUUUGAUGACGUACAUCCCGUGUUGCGUGUUUUUGACGUUCUGGAACAGUUUUGGUGCAGCGUUUUUGAUUCGACUCGGGUCAAGGAUUACUAUAUAAUUCCUCUCAGUGCCCUGAACAGUGAGAAAACUAUCGAUGAAGUCCAGCGAUGCAGAAGGCUCCUUCAUUCCUCAGUUCGGAAUCUACGGGGAUAUCCGGGUUUAGUGUGUCUAGGGAGGCAACAAGAACAGGUGUUGGCAGACUUCGAGUCUCUGCAGACUCUUUUGGCAUACUUAUCAACACCUGGCUUGCGGAAAAAUCACUGGAAGGAGAUAGGGAGGAUUCUCCAGCUUGGCAGAAAGCAGUCGACUCAGAUUGAUUCUAACGUCACACUAAAGCAAUUACUUGAGAAUGGUAUCAUUGAUCACCUUGACGAGAUAAAACUAAUUGUAGACCCCGCUUUUUUAGAUUUUGAGGCGGAAGCUACUUUGGAGCGCAUGAAGAGUGACGCGAAGAAAACACGCUUUGUCUUUGAAGUUGCCGAGGGAUCCAAUGAUGCCCUCAUUCUUUCGCCGAGAUGCAGGACCUCGAUAUCUUCACAGCUGGAAGCAUUCUCACACGAGUUAAGUGCUUUACGUCAAGUUGAACAUCUUAGUCAGUAUACCAUAAGUUCCGUAAUGGAGUUCGAUUCUGUUGUGCAACGAAUGAAGGAGACAUUACUAACGUGGGAGGACGUCGAGAAAGAGUGGAAGGAGGUGCUACCGUUUGGAAUAACCCUUGAAACCACAACGGACGAGGAUUUUAUAGGACUCACUCCUCGAGACCUAAAAUUAUUGCGUGAGAAGGUGUCAUCUACUAGUGAUACUUUCAAGUCACUGGCAGCGACUUUGCGGAAAGCUCAGUACACUCUUUUUACGGCCAUGAUGCAGGAGAAUAUACAAGACCAGGUCACUUUGGCUCGUACAAUUUUAGGUGAUGUUCGAAAAAUUCUUGCAUCUUCACUUGACGCGAAGCGGGAGGUGUUCCCACGUUUUUAUCUCAUGGAUGAUGAGUCGUUGUUGUCGUUCUUGUCCGUUCACAACGCAACAAAACUGAAGCGCCACCUUACAACAUUGUACAGCAGGGUUUGUGACGUUAAUCUGGAGGGAAAUGUUGUGACGUCGUUUAUUACUACUGAUGGUUCUGUGCUUAGAACGGACACCCCCAUUGAGUUAUCACCUCUACCUGUUGAACAAUGGAUGAAAACGUUUGACAGAACGUUACGUUCCUCACUUCUCAACGAAAUAAAAAUGUCGGUGGAAAAUCAUUACCGCAUGGAUACCUUGGUUUGGUUGGGUGAUUCAUGUGUACAGGUGAUCGAUGUAGCUCUUCGCACAAUCUGUCACCAUGACCUGCGGGAGGCUGUUUCUGUUGCUGGCACGGCAGGCAUGAACGCAUAUACCCGCCGUUCAAAAGAUGUUUUGGAAGAAUAUGUACGACUUGCUGAUGAUACCUUAGGUGCCAGAGUUCAGAGAAUCCUUAGUACUGCCAUUACCUCUCUCUUACGGUACCGGGAUGAACUGCGACUGGUCAGCAAAUCCGGUGUUGAAACGCUGGAGGAUCUUAAAGCCACAGCGAUGGUGCAAACGUUGCUGGAAGGCGGAAAAAUUGUUGUACAGAUGAUGGGCCUUCAGUUACCCUACGGUAUGGAGUUUUUUGGAGACUAUAACAUUCCCAUUUUGACUCCUGAGUAUGUUGAGAAGGGAUUGUGCAGCAUGCUUAUGUCGAUAAGAGCAUCUUCCUUCCCUAUUCUUAUCGGGAAGAACAACGAAAACUCGGAGCUAGAAUAUUAUGCACAGUACUUGGGCCGCUUCUGUUGGUUCCUCCAAUGCCAUCCGACUCUGCCAUUCGAGGGCAUUGUGCGUGCCUUACGUGGUUGCUUGGGCGCGGGAGUGAUAUUGUGCCUAAAGGACAUUGAACUUCUGGGCAGGGAGUUAGCCGAUUCAGUCUCAGCGCUUCUCAAAGGUGUUGAGUCAGCAUGUCGCAAUGAAAAGAGACACAAUGACGGUGGUAUGUCAACGGUAGAGUUUCAGGCAGGCGAUAAUUCUAUAUGUGCCAUCAGGGAUGCGUGCUUUCAUGUUGUUCUCACAACACGUGAGCUCGAUGAAAUACCCACCGCUCUCAGUCUUGCCUUUCGACCGAUUUAUGUACCUUCUGUGGACCUAGGGUUGCUCGCCCAGGGUACGCUCCAGGCACUUGGGGUGCCUCAUUUCGCAAGUAUUGGGCAAAGACUGGCCACAAUGUUUUCCCAGUUUGUUGCGAUGUUGCCUGCUGUCUUCACGUGCAGGAGUUUCUUGUCGGUAAUUCGAGACGCUGCUGACUGCAAAACGGGGACAAUGGCUGAAAGUCUGUGCUCGGCAUUUUUGCGGCAGUUUUGGCACGUUAUUGAGUCGGACGAGCGACUGCUGAAACUCUUCGAGUGGAACGUUGUUCACACACUUGGGAUCCCGCGACACGUCUUGGAGGAGGUAUUGGAGAAGUUCAAGUCAAAGUUGGGGUUCGAUAGUUGUUUGGAACGUUUUACCUACUUCAUGAAAUUCAACAAAAACGCCAUGCUCGUGGGGUCUGCAUAUUCCGGGAAGACCCCGUUGUGGAAGAGUUGGGUCGGGGACACGCACUAUAUUGUCCUUUCCCACCGGCUUCUAUGCUCGGCGGAAGUGUAUGGCGACGAAUCCCGACCUGGUUUACUUGUUUCCAUUGCUAGGAAGUGGGACCCGAUAUCGACUCAUACGAUUGUGAUGGAACACACGAACGUGGUGGAUGUACCCACUUUUUUGGAGAGCGCAGCGCAUGUAAGAGUCCGGUCGUACUCUGGACCGGAUUUUAUACAAGGUUCGUCAACACGCAUUAUCACUGUGGUUACUACCUUAGAAUCUGCCAAUCCACGUAUAGUGAGUGAGGUGGCUAUAUAUGCCCUGCCGGAGCCGUCUGGAUGGAAGGAUUUGCUAAAAAAUGAACUCUACAGCGAUCCGAACUGUAGCCCAGGCGCGGCAUUCCCUGUAAUAUCGGCACUUAUCGAGGCUGUGCUCGACGUGAGCGCAGUGCCAAGGAUUUCUAGUUUAGACGAAGAUGUGUUCGGCGUUGUGUGCCGCUGCUCCAGGUUUUACAAGCGAUGGUAUGCGUUUGCGCGAUCGUGUGGCAAGGCGGAGGGCGAACAUUCAAGCGAUGAUGUUUUCGCAUCUCAGUGCGCUGUUUUUGCGACCUGCUGGUCGGUUAUGUUAUGCAUGCAAGUAAGCGAAAUCUCUACGGGUAUUGUUGCGUUUAAGAAGUCGCAAAGUGGCCUAACAGCUGUGGCACAGCAUAUAGGUGUGGAUGAGAAUGUUAUAUUUCCACCAGACGACGACCUUUUGAACUAUAUUGCGACACCAUUUGGGUGGAAGAAAUUGGGCAAGGAGGCUAGUGAUGUUGGGUUUCCUACCCCGUGGGCGUCCAGGGAUCCGGGUGUAAACUUUAAACAACACGCGUGGACGUACUUUUUCCCCUUGCGUUCACGACAGCGGACGCUAAUGCACUUAGAAUAUAUGGCCGCGGUGGGCCAGCCAGUUCUGCUUGUGGGGGAGCGGGGUCAGGGGAAGUCGACUCUCUUAAAUCACAUGCGGUGUAGCAGCCGGUGGGCAUAUGAGUUGGUUCACAACACGGUAGCGUGCACCGCUGGAGAUGUACAGGAUGCAUUGCUUCAGGGUCUUUCUCGCUCCCAACACAACACAUAUGUACCUUCAUCUGGGCAGAGGUUAGUGCUAUGUGUUGAUGAUGUCCACCUCGUUGGAGAAAUGGGAUAUCCCCAAGCCAUGUGUGUCUUCGCUUUCAUUGACCACUACUCUGCUCUGUGCACACCGUCAAAGGGCUACGUGCCCAUAAAGGAUGUUAUAUGUGUAGGAACCUCGUUACCGACACCGCCUCACGAACCUGAGGUGGAAAACAGCGUCCUUCGGAUAAUGAUACCAGAUUUUAUUGAGGAUGAAAUACUGCAUGAAGUGGAGAAACUUAUUGGCAAAACAAGGGGCGUACGGCGCGGAGAGGGGUUUUUGAAGGGCGUGGGCGACUUUCUCAUUGCCUCGCAGAGUAUGGCUUUCCACUUCAUAAAUUCGCUGCUCGGGGACAACCACUCGGGUUUAGAUCGGCUGAAGAGUACACUGGCGAGCAUCGAGGGGAUUUGUGCAUUCGAAGACACGUCUCUCCUGAGUUUUUCUGAUGACAGGGCCGACAAUCAAUCACAGUUACCCUAUCCUUACGUUCUUCUCAGGGUUGUGGACAAGGUGUUGCGUAUUCUUUCCACUCAGUUAGAUGAGGCGAGUAUCGUAAAGGGUAUAUACCAUUCGGUUUACACGUUUUUCAUGCCUCUUAUUGCUGGCGAAGGCCGCCGAGAAGAGUUAAUGGCUGAGCUUCUUAAGAUGGCGAAGGAGACCAUGCGGUACUCCCCUGGCGCACGCCAGCGCGAGGGUGCUGACGAAACCUACGUAACUGAGGUGUUGAACAGCCUUGAGUAUCCAUCUGUGGGACACGACGUCAUCAGGAAAUGGCUGGAGAAGCACGACGUGAUGAUGCCGCCUGCCCUUGUCGAUGAGAUCCGUAGUGAAUCCCCUUAUAUAUCGACGGGCAAGUCGCGUAUGGAAUCGCCGUCCACAAAGGAGGCACAGCAACAGGCAGCCGUUGGGGGGGCGCCGCAUGUGAAUUGUACCCCACAUUGGACGGUUUCGUUGAUAUCAGAUGUGCACCAUUGUUUGAGACAGGAAGGCUCUCAUGUUGCUCUUGUUGGGGCCUACGGCAUCGGCAUCCGUCGAGCACUGCACGUGUGGGCCGCCGGAAGGGGCGUGAACUUGAGGUCAUUGCUGUCUGAUUUUGCUGCUCCGGAUGCGAAGAAUUCGUUUACUCGAGAACUCAUUGAAAUCCUGCAAGGCACCUGCCGUAGCGGGAGUCGCAUGGUGGUGUUUGUUCCUAAUGAGGUGCUAACACUGGUUUGGCCACUGAGUCUUCUUUAUUACACACUGCGCGGUGGUAAUGUUAGGCAACUGUUUUCUGUUGAAGAGCAGCUGUACCUAUUACACGGACGGCGGGGCAUACAACGCCAAAGUGGGAAACUCACUCCUGCGGAAGAGGUGCAGUUGCGGGAACGCAUUUCCUCCCGUUUGAGUAUUGUAGCACAUUUUGUUAGCUUUGAGGAAAUGAGGCGUCUGGGCACUGUGAUUCCUUUCGUACUGCAAAUGCUUCCCGUGGUGCUGCACGCCCCGGAUAUGCUGAGAGAACAUGUCGAUGUGGUGAUCCGCAGCGAGAAGGCGACAUUUGUCGUACCAGAAACGGGGAGGGCCGAAAGUGCGGAUGUACCGCCAGGGGGAGAAGGUUGUGGAAAGGAUGCACCUGUGGAGUCCAUACCCUGCUUUUUGGGAGUUCCUAUGGAUACGGAGACGCUACUGGGACGUCCCUACUCUCAGCUUCUAUGUGACAUAUUUUUUUGUCUACGAACAAACACCGAGAUUUCUGUUGAGCAGUUGCAGGAGUUCGCCACACUAGCUAACCGUCUUAGAGGGACUUUGUUUAGGAUAUGCCAUUGUGUCUCUCAGUCCCUUAGAGUUGACGAUCUGUUCAACGCCAUUCCCACAAAAAUGCAGGAGUACGCCAACAAAAGUAAAGAGGCGGAGGAGACGAAGGUGACCGUUGUCCAGCACCGUGGGGAGCUGGUGGCUAGGUUGGAGAGGUCCAAGGAGUGCGCCACACGGCAUCAGAGUGAGUGGGAAUUUUUGCAGAGGAAGUCAUGUGACUUGUUGCCGCUGGUGACCGCGGCGGAAAACGCGCUUCGCCUAAAGAGGGAAAGUAUCAGCGAUGGUCUUUCCUCUACAAAAGCUCGUUUGUGUUCAAUGAAGACGGCGCAGAUCAGGCAAUAUGCAAGCAGCUUGCCUUCGCCCAAGGGCGUGUUGCUUGUAAAGGCUGUCUGUAGGGUGUUGGGGGAGGAUCUUCGUGCAACGUCGACAAGAGAUGUGUGGGACCGCGGUAGAAGCAUCAUGACAGCAUCCAAAUUUAUCGCCCGGCUCCGAGAUUUGGAUCAUGAGAGUUUGUCGUACGAGUCCCUUGCGAGUGUCCAUUCCUCGUUGCGCGGUGUACGGUUUACCGAUGUUUCACCCUUUGCUGAUGCUUUGUCGGAUUACCUUUUGUCCGUCAUGGAGGCUGUGCGGGUGAAGAAGGAGCUGCAGAUUGAACAGAUGGAAUUAGACAGCUUGCGUCUUGAGUACACAACUAUUGAAGAUAGAAAGAACGAAGCGGGGUGUGGCGUCUCCGAGUCCAGAAGGAAAAUUGAAUGUGUUGAACAGGAAGUUAACAACGUAGAUGAGAAGAGCCAGGGCCUAGAAACGACGGUAGUGGAUAUGACGAAGCGCCAAAAAUCCCUUGAAUUUAUAACGGACGCUCUGGAUAGGUUUUCCUUGUUCCAUACACCAGGCAAAACUGCGGCGCAGUGCAACGAGAUGGCAAAGGGUGAGGGUGCCGUUAUUAUGGUUGCUGCUCAUUUUGCGUUUUUUGCCUCUUUACCACUUGAGGUGCAACGGUCCUGCCACAAAGCUCUGUACUCACUUCUUUGUGAUUGGGGUAUCCAGGCCCCGGCGGAUUUGGAGGACCCCGCAGCUUCACUGCUGUUUCCUAGCGUCGACGAGACGGUCGAAAGUUUGCUUCUAUCGGCAUGUUCUACCUAUGAACGACAAUGCAUCGCAGGAUUGCUCCAGAAGAUCUUUUCCAACUGCCCGAUCUUUUGCGGUGUAACAAACGUUUUUGAAGAGGUUUUGGGCCGCUGUCUGGCGUUCAUCUGCGGUGACUGCGUCGUUGUUUCCGUAAUGCAGAAGGACUUCUGCGACGAGGUGGUUAGGGCAGCUAGUUCGGGGAUCGGUCUACUCAUAUGUGACGUGCAUGCCCCUUCUGUGCUGGAGCGUUUGCGACCUCUACUGUUGUUGCUGAAGGCGUUACCGCAGGCGGCGCUGCAAAAGCGUAACUUGAGGUGCACACUAUUUGGGCAGGAAGUGCCUGUAAAGCCCAGUUUUCUCAUGGUUUGUGUUUCUCCUGCGGUUAUGCUACACGAAGAAGCUAAGGCUGCCACGCGUUGCUACACUACGGUCGUCAACAUUCCCAGUCCGCGUCGGAUAGAGGAGGGAGUUCACACGAUACUCUUAGGGUGCCCGACGGCGUACGCAAGACCAUUGGUGGAGAAUGUCUUUAGUGUGCGCGACAAGCAAGACAAUGACGCACUCUGUGCCUUUCGUGUAACGCUACCAGAGGUCAGAGAGAUGUUAAGCGGUGACCUUGACGAGCUGGCUGGGAACAACAACGGCGAGCUCGAACGACUUGAUUUCCUUCUUCGCGAGUUGCACACCCUCCACAUGACUGUGCUACGCAUCGAGGCGCACAACAAAAGCGUGCAAAAACCACUGGCCUCUUUGUGGGAGGGACUUAAACGGGGGAUUCAAGCGGCGGAGCGGGCUGUACGUGUCAUAGAGAAAGAGAUAUUAGGAAGGUUGUGGGAAUGGCGCAUGCUGGAACCGUUCAUUGUGGGUGCAACAAACUUGUCGAGUGCCUACGUGCGUCGCAUAUCACCUGGAACUUUUGACAAGCUACCACCACCACAGAGAGACUUUUAUGCAACGGUAAACUUCGUUGAGAGCCUUGUGGAUGUGAUGGCUUCCGGCUGGCCCAUGGAACUGCGUGGCAUCUUCGCAUGGUAUAUUCUGUCCACCGUGGUGCACAGCUGCGGCUUUAUGUUGGCUCACUCGGGUGUGCUGUAUUCUUCCCACAUCACCUUUCUCACUUCCCAACAAUACGAUGUACUGAACCGGCUGCUCACUCGGCAAAAUAUUGCUGCUGAUAAGCAGACAGUAAGGAACCUGUACGAAUCAUCAAUGGACCCGUUGCUAAAUAGUAUUGCCCGUGAUAACUCCACGCUUGAUGACACCGAGAGCGGUCUGAGUUUGGAGAGCACGCUCUUCGUUAAGGAUACAAAUACUUCAUGGGUGUUGAAAGCUGGUGAAGAAUUAAUCCGUUUCCUUUUUCAACAGUGGAUGUUGCUGAACCACAGGGCAUGCGAUGCGGCUGCUUCUGACCUCUAUGCCGCGUUUUUCACAUCGGUGAAGAAGAAAGUCACGGAAGAGGGGGGUUUGUCCAUAUACGACUCCCUUGACAGUCAGUGCACUAAUCUGCGGUAUAGUGAAGAAUGGUGGCAGUUUUCCGGGAACACAUCGAUUCCAUUGCUUCUGAAGGGAGCCAACACACAUGAAUUGGUCGGUUAUGUUAGGCAGCGUGCGAACUCGGCUAGUUUCUUCUUUCGGUACCUCACCGUAACCAAUGUAAGGGACUUGGAUCAGCUUGUGGGUUAUGUCAGUCAUUCAUUUCAACAACCUCCUACCCACGUUGUGCGUGGCCACUGCGUUAUGGCCGUGUUUGUGCCGCCAGCUGGCGUGUCUGAGGAGGCGUCAUUCCUGCAAGCAAUUUCAAGCAGGUUCUCUGCCUUAUGGCGGUACGGGAUAUGGGGUCUACUCCGGGGUGGUGGCCACUCGACACGCACACCUGUUGUACUGUGUUGCACUGUUAGGGGCGCCCCUAAUAUGGUACGGAAUAACGUGGUUCGCGCCAUGCAGGAGUGGUGCUUUCCCGUAGUAGUGGAUUCGGUGUCACCGCGGCACCAGUUGCUUUCCGUCAUUGGGGGGAAGGUGUUUGCUCCACCGUGGAAAAGAGAGGGUGUGACACUUCUUCUUGAGAGGGAAUGUACCAAAUCGGGGGUCAGUUGCAGUCAUUUGGACUCGUGCAAGAGAGGCGACCGGGGCAACACCAUGGUUACGCCGUUGGGCUAUGUCCUCGAGCUACACGCCGGAAUCAGUGCUGGGGGUGCUGUCCAGCGUGCUCUUGUGGAGGAUAGGGGACUUGACAACGUAUUCACUGAUUUGUAUCGGACGGACAUCAACACUGAUGAUCUUCUUCUCAUCCUGCGUCUCGUUUCGCUCAAACAGCUAGAUGACCCACAGGAGGAGGAGCCGUCAUCCAAGAGGCACCCAUCCACUACUUUACACGCCGCAACCCACACUGUGUCAAGUACGGAGCUGAAGAGCGCAACCUUGCAGAGGAGGUCAAUUAGUGAGCGGCUGUACCGUCUCUUUAAUAAAGUGGCCUACCUCGUGUACACAUCUCGAAGCGAAAGACAUCAAGGUUGUUUGCUAAUUGAAAACAUGCUGUACGAGCGUGGUCCCCUGUUGAUGCUGAGGGAUGACGGGCGUUUGUGCUACAGCACUGCACUGGACGAGCUUCUCAGGGAGAAGCCAACUGAUGAGGUCUUCAUGGCGACUCUGCGUCGUUCCGACAAAAGUUUCCUCCAUCUUUGUGGAGACGACCACACGAUUGUGACAUACCGAAGCAUGGCAAGUAGUGCCUUGCGGAGAAGCCUUUGUGGUGUUCCUUUCUCUACGAGGGCUGAUCCGCUGUUUAGCACCUCAGAUGGACCAUUAUGCUCACAGGGUGGGGUAGAUGGUGCUUCUCAAACGGAGCCCCAUGAAGACUUUGAGUCAAAUUCGGCUGUAUCGUUACUGCUUGUGUGGGAGGGGGUCUAUGGAGAGAAAACUGUCAGGGCAUUGGAACGCGCCCAGCACAAAGAGUUAUCCUCACGGCUGCGAGUUGCGACAGCGCAGUUCAGGGGAUGGCAGCCCGGGUCCGUUCUCAGUGUAUGGCUGCCUGCGUUGCAGUAUCCAAAGCUCCUGCUCAAUAUACUCUUGGCAGAUGCGUUGGAGCGGAAGGGUGAUUUGCUGAGCCACAUUGAGGCGGUUUUGGUAGUGACACGGCGCUACAUGCUCCUUCACGACGACGUCCUCCUCACUGGUGCUGCGCCCUCGCGGCAAUUGGAGCGGGAGGUAUCGAUACAGGCCGGUUGGAAGCCAUGUGAAAUGAGAUGGAACAAGGAGGUAGGUGCCAGCAAGCAUGAUAUGGAUAUCGUUAUCGCCGUUCGGUAUCAGAGCGAUUUUACAGACUGUCCUUCGCGACAGCCGAGUGGCGUACUGUGGGACCUGCGUUCAGGGAAGAAGGGCUCUGAGCCACGCCAGGAGGGCAGUGCGAUGUGUAAUAGCGUUCUUUUCUUGACAGAACCUGAACCCCCUCAGGUUUGCGACGUGGUAAAACGGUCCGUCGCCACUGUGCCGGUGGUUGGACUAGAUCUACAGUGGGCUGUGAGUCACCCCCUGAAUCCCGACGAUAAGCCCGACGAGGCAACCAGCCGCGUUUGGCAGCCCCUAUUCGAACUACCACUGUACGUCACAGUACCGGCUUGUGAACGGUCGGAGUUAAACGCGACACCCCCGCGAUCUGUGGGGCAAAGACCACUGGGCGGCAGAGGAGGUGGGCGUAAAGCAUUGGCGUCCAGUGGUCCUGUGGUGGACACCCUUGGUGACAGCUUGGGGUUCUUUAUAGCCGUAUCGUGA
Trypanosoma brucei brucei TREU927 is the source of this 12675-nucleotide messenger RNA. RefSeq lists its product as hypothetical. The record is from RefSeq and is a predicted model, not a curated record. Gene Ontology annotation, molecular function: minus-end-directed microtubule motor activity; dynein light intermediate chain binding; dynein intermediate chain binding. The transcript has a single exon. Lineage: Eukaryota; Euglenozoa; Kinetoplastea; Trypanosomatida; Trypanosomatidae. Gene Ontology annotation, biological process: microtubule-based movement. Bases 1 to 12675 code for a protein of 4224 amino acids. Gene Ontology annotation, cellular component: dynein complex.